Brassica napus (rape) is the source of this 3522-nucleotide messenger RNA. RefSeq names its product WAT1-related protein At4g01450-like. Gene Ontology annotation, cellular component: plasma membrane. The transcript has 6 exons. Lineage: Eukaryota; Viridiplantae; Streptophyta; Magnoliopsida; Brassicales; Brassicaceae. The coding region runs from base 1998 to 3086 and encodes 362 amino acids. Gene Ontology annotation, molecular function: transmembrane transporter activity. The record is from RefSeq and is a predicted model, not a curated record.
ACACACAUCCCCAUCCUCAUCAAUCUAUUCGGCAUCCUCAUCUAUCUGUUUGACAUCCUCCCUUUCCUUCCCCUCCAUCCCUCUUUCUCUCUCUCUUUUCAUUGUCUUCCAUAAACUCAUCUUCGAAUUUUUCUCUAUAAUCUCCAUCUUUGCAUUUUUUUUCUUCUUUUUUCUCUUCAUUUUUUUCUUGUUGUUUAUAUAUCCAUUCAUAUACUAUACUAUAGAGUCAUCAAACAUAGAAUUAUAUAUUUUUAUUCUUUAUAAUAUAUAGCUAUAUUGAUUCUUUACGUAAUGUAUUUUGCACUAAAUAUUUGGCUUACUAAUAAAUAUGUUCUUUAAUAUUGUCCACUGCUUAAACUGCAUUAAAUCCUGUAAAUAAAUAGUACUAUAGAACUCAAAUUAUUGUCUAACAUUACAUUUUAUGUUUGGAAUAAUCUAUUCUAUAAAUGUGUUAUACAUAGAAUAGUAUAUGUUUCUAAUUUAUGGUAAUACACACGUUCACGCACCGUGAAGGACUAUAACGUCUGAUUAUAUCUCAAAAAAACAUAUUUUUCGAGGCAUGACUAUAUUUUUUAUUGUCAGGCUUCAUAUGAAUAUUGAGCGUGACCUCAACUAUCUAUUUGACAUCCUCCCUCUCCUUCCCCUCCAUCCCUCUUUCUCUCUCUCUUUUCAUUGUUUUCCAUAAACUCUUCCUCGAAUUUUUCUCUAUAAUCUCCAUCUUUGCGUUUUUUUUCUUUUUACUCUUCAUUUUUUCUUGCUGUUUAUAUAUCCAUUCAUAUACUAUACUAUAUUGUCAUCAAACAUAGAAUUAUCUAUUUUUAUUCUUUAUAAUAUAUAGCUAUAUUGAUUCUUUACGUAAUGUAUUUUGCACUAAAUAUUUGGCUUACUAAUAAAUAUGUUCUUUAAUAUUGUCCACUGUUUAAACUGCAUUAAAUCCUGUAAAUAAAUAGUACUAUAGAACUCAAAUUAUUGUCUAACAUUACAUUUUAUGUUUGGAAUAAUCUAUUCUAUAAAUGUGUUAUACAUAGAAUAGUAUAUGUUUCUAAUGUAUGGUAAUACACACGUUCACGCGCCGUGAAGGACUAUAACGUCUGAUUAUAUCUCAAAAAACAUAUUUUUCGAGGCAUGACUAUAUUCUUUAUUGUCAGGCUUCAUAUGAAUAUUGAGCAAAUUGACCCAUCUCAAUAACUCUUUUUUUUUUGGAAGACAAAUCUCAAUAACUUUCAUCAAAUAAAAGCAGAGUCUAUAUCAUCUAUGACAGCGCGCUAAGGAAAAAUGAAACUCUGAACCACGUUUAUUUUAAAUUGUAUUUCACAAAGUUCCUUUUCCUUUUCUAUGCGUGAUUAUAAAUUAUGUAUAAUAAGUUUUAUAUAUAUAUAACAAUAUGUAAACACCUGCUUUAAGCCCUUUAUCAAAAAAAAAAUGUAAACACCUGCUUUGAAAUAUUUUGAAAUGCCCCGUUUGAUUUAGCUAUUUUUAAUUAAGCUAAAGUUGGUAGAACUGCUUUAUGAUCAUAAUUAGCUAAGUUUGUAUUGUCCCAAAGUCCUAAAAGAAUCAAGUACUCUCCUGCGCCCAAAAAUAUAUUAUUUUCACCACAAAAUAAUAUAGGCUCAUGACUGCGGUUUGAGCGGUGCGAGACAAGCGGCUUAACUUCGCUACGAUUUUAACAGUUAUAAAAACGUAUAGAUAUAUGGUAUAUGUAAAGAUUUUUGUUACUGUUAACUGUGGUACGGGGCAGGUCGGUUGUAAACAUUAAAAACCAUAAUAUUCAAAUACGAUUUAUUCGUUAAAUAUUGUCAUUUUAUACAAAUAGAAAAAAAAACUGCCUCCCACUCAGGAUAUAUCAUAUAUGAUGUAUAUAAAUACAUCCUCCUCUUCUCCAUGCCUCAUCACCACUCAGACAAGCUAUUAAGUAAGAGGUAAAAAAGAAGCGAGGGAGCAGAUUAUAACUGAGAGAAGAAACGUUUAGUUAUUAAGUUAUUUAACUUACUAUAAUCAUGGGCUAUCUCGACGGGAAAUGGGCACCGUUGAUCAUGAUUACCGUGAUUAACACGAUUAAUGGGAUGGUUAACGCUUUGAUUAAGAAAGUUCUUGAUGGAGGCAUUAAUCACAUGGUUAUUGCUACCUAUCGUUUGGGUAUUUCCACCUUAUUUCUUCUUCCCAUCGCUUAUUUUUGGGAACGGAAAACAAGGCCAAAGCUAACUACAAGCAUCUCGUGUCAGCAUUUCUUCAGUGCCCUUUUUGGGGCGAGUUUGAUGCAAUUUUUUUUCUUGCUUGGGCUCAGUUACACUUCUGCCACGUUGGCAACUGCCUUCUGGGGCACAUUGCCUGCCCUCACUUUCAUUAUGGCCUUAAUAUUUGGAUUCGAAAAAUUAAACAUGAAGACAAAAAUAGGAUACGGUGUCAUUCUUGGAGCUAUGAUAAGCUUAGCAGGAGCUUUAACCCUUACGAUGUACCAAGGCAUUCCAUUAUCGAACUCUCAUGAACAAGCAACGAUUUCAAACAUCCAUAAAGGAAAUGAGAAUUGGAUCAAAGGCUGUUUUCUUUUAUUCACAGGAGUUAUACUUUUCAGUUCUUGGAUGCUUAUACAAGCCAAGAUCAACGUGAGUUACCCGUGUCCAUAUUCGAGUACAGUUAUUUUAUCGGUCUUUGGGACGCUUCAAUGCGCUCUUCUUAGCUUUAUCAAGACUAGACAUGUGGAAGAUUGGAUCCUCGGAGACAAACUCACCAUCUUCACCGUCAUUAUAGCGGGAGUGAUUGGACAAGGAAUGUGUACGGUGGGAAUAUCGUGGUGCAUCAAACAACGUGGACCUGUCUUUACAGCAGCGUUCAGUCCUGUCACACUUAUGUCCGCAACCGUGUUCGAUUUCGUGAUACUUCAUCGUAUGAUUUAUGUUGGAAGCGUUAUUGGAUCUGUAGUAGUUGUGAUCGGUUUAUACAUAUUUUUAUGGAGCAAGAGCAAACAUAUAGAUGAGUGUAAGAUCGUGACGUUACCUACAAAUACGGUGGAAAAAGAAAAGGAAGAGGAAGAUCAUACAAAUGUUAACAAAUUAGGCCGUGUUUUGGUUAUCCCCAUGACACCUUGAUCUACUUCCCUAAAGUCUCUUUUUCAUUCAAUAAGACUGACAUGUCCUACGAAUCAACUGCGAAGAAGAGAAUAAUUUUCGCAUUCCAUUGUUUGUUGGAGUAUUUGAUCACUUGUGUUGCUAUGUUUUGGCUUACAUAUGAUAUUCCAAUUUGUUUAUAAAAUAAACAGUAUUUAAUAUGGGCCUAAAUGGCUAAACGAAUGCUUCAUUCUUAAUCUUUUUAGAUAAACAAAAUAAACCAAUAAACUUAUAGACUAGAACGGCUGAGAGAAAAGGUGUUUUGCGGCAGUAGUUCCACAAGAUGUUUUGUGAACAUAAAUUAUGACCAAAACUGGAGGACAUGUAAGUGAAUGGAGCAAAUGCAGUUGCUGGAACAAAUAAGAUUGGAAUAGGAAGAAACUGAUGUCAAAGAACUAAAUCAUAAAGAAAUUUAUUU